Molecule: messenger RNA, 1239 nt
Organism: Haemonchus placei
Lineage: Eukaryota; Metazoa; Nematoda; Chromadorea; Rhabditida; Trichostrongylidae
Source: the annotation of a GenBank genome assembly
AUGUACAAUGUAAGGAUUCAUACAGUUUUUAGCUUGACAAACGCUAGGGUUUCCUGCUACCGUUGACUUCCAAUUUCUUCCGUUGCAAGUUCUCAAAAACUGUUCUCAUCUGUUGCUCAAGAGGAAACGAAAUACGUUCUAUCUCAGCCUCUAAGCUCUCUAAUUGGGCGAAAUCGUUGCUUUUAUAAUACAUUCGACUGAGCUGCACGAGUAAUCGAUUUAAAGCUACCGUAGACGCUCGGUCUUGCUGGCAAAGACCGGUGAAGAGUCCCCGAAGCACAUCAGGCCUGUUGUUUUCUGUCGCUCGUCUAAUGAAGUAAUCCAGUUUCCCCUGAGAUAUCUUCAGCUGAGGCGUCGAUUUUUCCACAGUUCUUGCAUGACGUCAAAGUUCUUUUCCGACAGAGCAGCCGAAAAGGCGGUGGAAAACAUUUGACUUGCUAGAUCGUAUAUGCGCGACGAUGGCUUAUUUGCAGACUCUUUGAUCAGAUGUAAAUGACGAUCAACGUGUUUAUAAUUGAUUGGCUUUUCAGAGCUUAUUUUCUUCAGAAUCACUUCAUGAAUAGCGUUCACCACAGCUGGUUUGUGAUCAGCGCUUGCUUUAAUGUGAGCCAUUUCCUCUUCAAGCGCCUCGAGAUCACUUUCGAGCCAUCUCGCGUACGUCUGGCUCUUCUUCCUAAGCCUCUCCAACAGUUCUGCCUUUUCCUUUUGUCCUUUUUCGAUCAGUAAUUUCUUACCGUCUGCUAUGUCUUCGGGUGAAAAGCGUACACGUUGCUCUUUCUCAAGAUAACCGACUAGCAUACGAGCUCUACUGACUGGAAGAAGUUCGGAUUGAAGUUGUGCGAUAACAUAUUUCGCUGCGACCGGCGACUUUACUUUAGAGUUUUCCGGAGGGAAAUUGAGGGCAAGAAGACGUGCAGCUAGGGCUAACUGCCGCUCAUCAGCUGCUCCUUCUUUCUUUUCACGAUUCACCACAAACCCAGCAAUUUGCUUCUGAACACGGCUUAUACUCAGUGACUGUACCGCACCACUGUCCAAUAACUUUUCAAGCUUCUCCUCAGCCAGUGGAUCACCUUUCCUAAGUAACUGUUGAACUAAGGCAGUUGCAUAUUCUUUACGAACAUGGGCAGAUUUGAGACUUUCGAGAGCAGGAAUAGCAAGGUCAACAUCUUUUCCGCCGAGCACAUAAAUGACUGGAUACAUAGACAUCACGUCCUGCACAGUUCGUUGACUAUCAUAUGA